GUCAUCCCAACUAUAGUGCGCCCUUCACCUCGACGGCUAUAAAAGCUCGCAUCUCACUGACAAGAAGCAUCAGUUCUUCAAAAGGAAUCUCACAUAUUCAACAUGAAACUGUUCGUCAUCGCCGCUAUCUUGGCAGUUGCUGCCGCUGCUCCUUCCAGCUACAAGACCAAGGAAGAUGAGUACAAGGAGAUUGUUAUCGUGAGCCAGUCUGAUGAACGCAAUCUCGAUGGCAGUAGCCAAUGGAGCAACGCUGGAUCUGACGGUACCACCCGCGAAGAGGCCCAGGAACAGAAGAAGUUCAUCGUGACCAAAGUCGACGACUACGGCAAGGAAUACAAAGAGGAAGUCUUCGGCAACACCAACAAGGGAAAAUCUUACUGGAUCUCUCCCGAAGGCCAGCGAUUCACUUUGACCUGGGUCGCCGAUGAUGCCGGAUUCCAACCCAAGGGUGACCAUUUGCCCGUCGCUCCCGUCCAUGUCUACGAGCUCCCAGUUGCCCCAGUCCAUGAAUACGAACUCCCCGUUGCCCCCGUCCACAUUCCCUUCAACGGAAAGGGUUUCAAGAUUUAUUAGAUUACUUCAUUUUUAGUGGUAAAAUAUAUAAAUUAUUUCCGUGUAACUUAUGCCAGCAUGACAUUGAAUGCGCUGCUGUUAAUAAACGCAUGAUCAUC
Molecule: messenger RNA, 671 nt
Organism: Daphnia pulicaria
Lineage: Eukaryota; Metazoa; Arthropoda; Branchiopoda; Diplostraca; Daphniidae
Product: larval cuticle protein 65Ag1-like
Exons: 3
Coding region: 103-573 (156 amino acids)
Cellular component (GO): chitin-based extracellular matrix
Molecular function (GO): structural constituent of chitin-based larval cuticle
Source: RefSeq, a predicted model, not a curated record